Messenger RNA from Sinocyclocheilus anshuiensis, 984 nucleotides. Its product is annotated as macrophage mannose receptor 1-like. The coding region runs from base 65 to 916 and encodes 283 amino acids. NCBI's taxonomy places the organism in Eukaryota, Metazoa, Chordata, Actinopteri, Cypriniformes, Cyprinidae. The record is from RefSeq and is a predicted model, not a curated record. The transcript has 4 exons.
CUCGUCUGCGAUCUCCAAACAGUUUGUCUUCGUUAAAGAGGCGAAAACAUUCAGUGAUGCGCAGAUGUACUGCGGACGGUUUCACGGCGAUCUGGCGAGCGUUGAAGACGCGGCGGACUCCAGCCGUCUGCAGGCCGCGGUGAGCGGGAUCACGGAUCCGAGCGCGUGGAUCGGCCUGAAGAGAGGCGAGCCAGACUGGUUCUGGUCUCUGUCCGACAGCACUUUCUACGGGGAAGGAGAAGCCGAGUACAGAUGCUGGAAAAACGGACAGCUGGACAACGCCGGAGGAAGCGAAAACUGCGGCGCCGUCGAUGACGCUGGAGAGUUUUGGGACGUUUCGUGUGCAAGUCGUUAUACGUUUAUUUGUUAUAAUGGAAAGGAAAAUGUCCUUCAGAGGUACGUGUUUGUCAGUCAAAGCAAGAGCUGGAGCGAUGCGCAGACGUUCUGCAGGCAGAAGCACACGGAUCUGGUCAGCGUGAGGAACCCGGAUGAGAAGCAGCUGAUCCAGGCGUUGGUGCCGCAGAGAGCUCUCGUGUUCAUCGGGCUGUUCAAAGAUUUGUUCAGAUGGUCGGAUAAGAGCAGGUCCUCAUUCAGACGCUGGUCUGUUGGUGAACCUGAUGGCUCUGGAGCUUGUGUUCUGCAAAAACUGUCCGAUAUAAACACAUGGGCUGAUCAGAACUGCGCUGAAACAAGACCAUUCAUCUGCCAAGACGGAGUGAAGAUGCAGAUCCUGAAAGUGAAGCUGAAAUCGGGUCAGAAUGUGAAUGAUCCUGUGAUAAAGGUGUCCAUCAUGGAGAAGAUCCAGCAGAAACUCGUGAGUCUGGGGAUGCCUAAAGAUGCCAAGCUACAGUGGAGAGUUCAGUCUGACGGAGAGAUCUUCCAGCCACUGGAGAGUCACAUGAAUUCACGCAGAUAACAUGUUGAAAAGACCUGACAGAUAUCGACUGACUCUUUGUAAAACAGGAAACAUAUAUUUAUGUACAG